Impatiens glandulifera is the source of this 1152-nucleotide messenger RNA. RefSeq names its product ankyrin repeat-containing protein BDA1-like. The record is from RefSeq and is a predicted model, not a curated record. The transcript has 2 exons. Lineage: Eukaryota; Viridiplantae; Streptophyta; Magnoliopsida; Ericales; Balsaminaceae. Gene Ontology annotation, molecular function: protein binding. The coding region runs from base 1 to 1152 and encodes 383 amino acids.
AUGCCGGAACAAGAUCUUUAUCAAGCCGCAGUUUCAAGAGUAGACAUUAAUUCAUUCAGGCAGAUGAACCAACAACUUAUAAUGGACGUGUAUAAGUUCACUUAUUUUGGUUAUAGCAUCCUCCAUGUAGCUGUAAGCAAUCGGAGUAUGGAUAUUGUGGAACAAAUACUUGAAACAGCUCCAGAUCUUUUAAAUGCAUUGGAUUCAAGGAAAUGGUCACCUCUUCACCUAGCCUCAGUUCAAGAUGACAAUAUUGUUAUGAUGAGAAGGUUGCUACACAUCAACCCAUAUGUGGCUCGGGUCAAGACUUCCCAUGGAGAUUCAAUUCUACACCUUUGUCUAAAGAACAGUCAACCAGAAUCUCUGCAGCUACUGAUGGAUACUAUCCAAGAUACCGAAUUCGCAAAUCUAACCGAUGCUGAAGGCAACACCAUUCUCCAUCUAGCCGUUAUGCUCAAUUCAAAUGUUUUGAAUUAUUUGUUAGAGAAAAACAGAGUAAAAGUGAACGCCAAGAAUGCAGUUGGGAACACGGCACUAGAUAUCGCAUUAGAAUGCACAGAAAGAAGAGAGGAAAUGAUAGGAAUUCUCAAGAGAAACGGAGCAUGGAGUAGCAAGCAUGUUAAUGAAGUGAAAUGGCUAAGUGAAAAGAGAAAUGUGCUCAUAGUAUUGGCAUCACUCACAGCAACAAUGACGUUUCAAGCUGGGGUGAACCCUCCUGGUGGAACCUGGCAAGACAACUCGGGUAUUUCACAUAGAGCUGGAGAAGCUGUGAUGGCUUAUAACUAUUCGAAACUGUACACACACUUUCUUUCGUUCAAUACUAUUGCAUUGAUGGGUUCUUUGAUCACGAUCUUACUAUUACUUAUGGGUUUGCCUUCGGGAAAAGGAAUUGUAAUGAAGCUUCCUGUCACAAUAAUGUGGUUUACCAUUUUGGUAAUGAUCUUCACUUAUACUGUGUCUAUUACAAUGACCACACCAAAAGGACUAAGGGGGUUUCUUUUCUUGCAUAUUGCUUGGGGAGUAGUAGGUUUUGGGUCUACAAUGGCUAUCUUUAGACUAAGGCAUCGUAUUGUCCACUUCAAUGAGUUUAUAUGUGGUAAAAUUAUGCAACCGCAUCGCCCUGCGGAAGGGGCGGAAGAUCGUCCAGUUUAA